AUGAAGAAGGACGAGGAUGUCCGAAUGGUCGCGGCUGAAUCACCUGUUUUGCUUGUUAAGGCAUGUGAGUUGUUCAUUCAAGAACUCACCCUUCGUUCCUGGCUUAACGCUCAAGAAAACCAUCGACGUAUUCUGAAGAAGGAUGACGUCACUGAUGUGAUUAUGCAGACUGCCAAUUUGGAUUUCCUUGUUGAUGAUGCUAUUGACGGCUCCACACCUAAUGUUGUGCCGUUCAAUGUUCUGAUGUUUAGUAUUCAUCUUGUGGUUAUUGCUAUCUCUGAUCAACAAGCAACAGUAUUGAUGAGUCCUCAUAACUUUGAGGACAACCCUUAUCUUUCUUUUCAGUUUCAGACAGUUGGAGUUAGCAAGGGGUUUGUCCUAGCAACUCAUAUUAGUAAAGGCUUUUAG
Molecule: messenger RNA, 408 nt
Organism: Solanum tuberosum (potato)
Lineage: Eukaryota; Viridiplantae; Streptophyta; Magnoliopsida; Solanales; Solanaceae
Product: nuclear transcription factor Y subunit C-9-like
Exons: 2
Coding region: 1-408 (135 amino acids)
Biological process (GO): regulation of transcription by RNA polymerase II
Cellular component (GO): nucleus
Molecular function (GO): protein heterodimerization activity; DNA-binding transcription factor activity, RNA polymerase II-specific; RNA polymerase II cis-regulatory region sequence-specific DNA binding
Source: RefSeq, a predicted model, not a curated record